CGUGCGACCAAUAUACAAGUUGACAAUGAUGUUCUACAAAUUCAUGCUCAUUUUAGCCAUCGUUGCUGCAAACAUUCCUGUAAAUAAAGGUUUAAUUUCUUGUACGAAAUCUGUGAUAUUUACAAAAUAUGGAUUUCGACCGAUGUCAGCCGAAGACACUACUAUUCUGACCACCAAAGCUGGCAGUGCAACUCAAUGUACACAAUUCUGCCUGAGUCGCGUACAAUGUCAGUCAAUCGUAUACCACAAUGUAACCAGACUAUGUGAAUUGUUGUCCAGUGUAAAGCAACAUGACCACAAAAACACAGAAACAGGCCACGUACAAUACAUCAGUUAUCAGCCGAGAGAUUGUAGUGACUUGCUGAAGAUAGGCGUGGGUUUUCACAGCGGAAUUUACAUUAUCUAUCCGAAAGGUGAGAACAACUCGCGGCCUGUAUACUGUGAUAUGGAAACAGAUGACGGUGGAUGGACGCCAGGUCUUGGCUCUUCUCAACGCACUAAAUGA
Molecule: messenger RNA, 505 nt
Organism: Anneissia japonica
Lineage: Eukaryota; Metazoa; Echinodermata; Crinoidea; Comatulida; Comatulidae
Product: fibrinogen alpha chain-like
Exons: 4
Coding region: 26-505 (159 amino acids)
Molecular function (GO): oligosaccharide binding
Source: RefSeq, a predicted model, not a curated record